AGGUGGUAGUUCGAGUUGCAAAGUACCUAGGUGUACUGUCGUGGCAGACAUUCCGAGAUCCCCGAAUUCAUGGACGCACCAGUAUUGGCUUAGUCACUUUCAAGGUUGACCAGCCAUCGAUCACACCGUCGUGAUCACCAUGAAAGUCUGUUAUCGCCAUUAAAAUAGAAACCAUCUCGAUGGCUCAACGAUCAUCACAAUAUCGCCCGAUUUAUCCAGCAUGCGCUCUGCUAUCGAUGCGCAUGAGAUGAAGUGGUCGACUCGAACGGCCAACAACGGGCCGCCAUGAACUCCGAAGCCUUGCAGAGCAGACGAGGUUCUGCAAAUCACUCAAAUCAUGCCAUCGGAAUUCCCAUAGCGCCCUCAUUGCCCAUCGCUGCUCCGAGGCCCUUACAAAGAGCACGAGAUGCCGCGUCGAGAUUUCUCGGUUAUGCGCCUUCUCGCCCGCCCAGCGCUCACGGAGAUAGAGACGAAGAACGUUUCUCCCGUGGUAGUGCACAAUUCAAACGACAUCCAUCUCUGUCCAUCUCCAAAGAUGCGACAGUGAGCCACAGGACUGGUCUACACAUAAAUGCCGUAGCACUGAAUGAGAGUGGUACGCACGCGCUCAUCGGCGGCAAAGGUAUCUUCAAAACUGUCAAAGUCGAGGGAGGGCACUGCGCCGAGGACCUCAAUCUGAGGACGACGAUUCUGAGUACUCCCAAGAAUGCAUCAGGUGCGCCUCGCGACAUCUAUCAAAUUGAUAUCGCUGAUGUCGCCUGGGCGAAACGUGAUUACAGCAACUACGUCGUGGCUGCAACCUCCAGCGGAAAGAUCAUCCUCUACAACCUUGGCAUUGCCGGACUUCAGGGAACUUUACUACAUGAACAUUCGAGACAGGUCCAUAAACUCACCUUCAAUCCCCAUUCCGGGAAUUUGCUCUUGUCUGGUAGUCAAGAUGGUACUGUUCGACUCUGGGACCUUCGUGCCUACAAGACUCCAGCCUCGACGUUGCACAGUAGAAGUAAAUUCUCUGGUCACGCCGGCGGCGUGCGUGAUGUGAAAUGGUCGCCUACUGAUGGAUUCGACUUCGCUUUCGGGACAGACAAUGGCGACAUCCAAAGAUGGGAUUGGCGCAAUCACCACGUGGCUAAGGUCAAGGUGUCGGGCCACCUGCAAGCCUGCAAUGCUGUCGAUUGGCACCCCGAUGGAAAACACAUUGUCAGCGCCGGUUCUGACAAGACUAUACGGGUUUUUGACAUCUCUGUUAAUCGUCCGAAGAAAGCGACCUGGGAGAUCAAGACCCCUUACCCCGUCAUGAAUGCUCGCUGGCGACCUUCGUGUGAGUCAUCAAUCAAGACGGACAACGGCGCAAAUCUGUGCGUACAGGUUCUCGCAUGUUACAGUCCUGAGAUACCAAUAUUACAUCUGUGGGAUCUACGCAGGCCGCAUAUUCCAUUUCGCGAGCUGGCGCCAUAUGCCUCAGCUCCGACCGGGUUGAAUUGGCACUCUCAAGAUUUGUUAUGGACUGUUGGUCGCGAAGGCAUAUUUAUGCAGACGGAUAUGCAUUACGUGCCAAAGGCGCUAGAAAGACGGAAUCUGCAGGCCCUUGCUGUGUCGCCGAGGAACGAGACCGUUUUCGUCGCACAAGCGCGAAAAGCCAAGAAUACCUCCAGCAUUCAGCGGCCAGUCAUUGAUCUCGGACAAGGUCAUGGUCAGAGUCCGAGAGGUGAGCUUUCAAGUCGAAGCUGGGCGGAUGACAGUCUGGACCAGACCUUUCUGAGCAUCGCACCUCCAAACCGUCAACACAUUCGCUCUGACAGUCAUCCUCGAGUGCAGGGCGCAAGCUCAGGCUCAGCUACGCCACAUAACGAUCGAACAGCCAAGCCGACCAUUAAAUUGGACGAUAUUUUGUUCAAUCGCAAAUCUUGCCGUCCGGUGCAGGCAUCCUGCCGUGGUUCCCUGCCAGAUCCCGGGCUCAGCUUUGCUGCGCCUGAACUCAUGAUGCACCAUAUGGUCCGGUCACUUGAAACGAUGAACAUGGAGGAGGUACGGGCACAUACCCUGAAGGUUAUAGAUCUCUGCAUGCAGUCCGCCGCUCUCGCUGGUGCUAUGAGACUGUACCAAUCGUGGAAGAUAGUUGAAUUCUGUUUGUCUAAUCACUUACGGGAGAAGGAAGUGCUGUGUCGCCAGCUUGUUGAACGAGCUGACAUCGGCAGCCAUUCUUCGAAUCCGAAGCGGAUGAAUAUUGCAGAUCUGGCUAUGCGGUUCGCGAUUCAGUAUACGAAGUCGCCCAGCCAAUCGCCAUCAUCGAUGCAACCCGUUUCCUCGGUCAUUCAUCAUUUGGCACUGCCGGAGAGUACCUCUAAUGUUCCCACACCACUGGUUCGCCCAACCACUACCUCUAAGUUAUCGAACUUGCUUCCACUUCCAGACACGAUCGACGAGACUUUGACUCUACCGCCGUCUCUGGUACAGGAGCAAUCGGCUUUAGCUGCGUCACUGUUGCACGCCAAUGCUCGUAGCGGAGACGAUGGGAACCGACCCUUGACAGCUCACAAUCUGACGGAUCUCGAAACCCAACACAUCAAAGAUGAGGCAGAUGAACACCUCAACCGGGUGGAACGCUGGAGUGCACAGCCACAGUACUCGCGUCGUUUUGAAGAUCCCGAGAAUCGCGGCUCACCCAUUAUGCCAAUGCUGGAGAAACACGACAGUCAAGAAAGCUUCAAGUUUCUCGAGGGGUCAUUCGACUCUGGAAGCGCAUAUUUCCCGGGUAGUCUUUCAUCUUUCGAGUCAUCCAAUAAACUCGUGGCUGAAAGACCUAGUCGGGGGACUGUUCGCAAAAUGGAUGAUGAAGCUCGAGAUGGCUCUGUACCCACUCAUGAAUCAAUGCUCUUCGAAGGCUCGGGGACUCUGGCGGACAGUAGGAAUGUAGACCAACAGGUCUUCAGUAACAGCUUGGGCUCUGCCCCCGAGAUCACCAGCACUUGGAGCCCGGAACGUUCUAUCAGUGCUGACUCCCCUGUAGAGCCAGAGGUCUCAGGGAUGUCGCUCGAUGGCUCGCCGGUCGAAGCCCGAUCAGUAAACGCACCCGGAACUCCAGCGAUUUCUCAGCCAGACGAUACUCAGAUCCCCGACGUACGAUCGCCUUUUGCCACUUCUGAUCAUGAACACCUUUCACCAUCCGAUCACGACGUCGGCAGCAUCCACGCUGUCGAAACCACCCACAAUCCCGAAAAUCCCGCCCAUGCAGCAGACUACAUCGACCUUGAAGACGGCAAACCCUGGACCCUCGUCGAAAUGCUCUCCCAACUAAUAACCUUCUACACCAUCGAGCAGCCCAACCCGCAAGCAGUCACCUCCCUCCUUAUGAUCCUCUGCCCUUUGCUACCCCUCACCCAUCCCCUCCCAGAAUCCGACGUCAAACGCACCAUCCGCAUCUACCUCCACCACGCCAUCGACAACCUGCACCUCGACCUCUCCGAAAUCUCCCGGUGGUUCCAGCUCUGCGCCUACGAGCGGCCCCUCCAAUCCGGCCUCCAACCCCUCCAGAUCGAAGCCGUCCUCGCAACUUAUCACGAACAACUCGUCUCCCGCCAGGACUUCUCCAGCGCCGCCCAGCUCCGCAAAAUAGCAUAUCCGGCUUAUCCGGCCGUCUACGAGGAUUUCUUGAGUGACAACGAUGUCCAUUUCCGAUGUGGUUCCUGCGGGAAAGCAGUCGCGCCGGAUUCCAGGAAGCAGGCGGUUUGUGCCAAAUGUGAUCCUCAUGUCACGCAACAGCUCAGGGCUUGUACGAUUUGUUGGGAGAAAGAGAGUCCCUGGUCCUCUGCUGUGGCGGACUGUGGGAAUUAUCAAGAAGAUGGAGAGAAUGAUUCGGUUGUGGGGAGAAAGCGAAAAUAUACGAGGCUUCUCACCGCGUGUACUGCAUGUGGUCAUAGUGGCCAUGCGGCUUGUUAUCAGUAUUGGUUUGGGAGUGCGAAGGGCGCGGGUUGUCCCACGGAGGGAUGUUUGUGUAGUUGUGUCGGCGGUAGUGUCGGAUCAUCAAGGGGUAUUCCGGUAUAGAAAAUUAAAAUGUCACUCGGGCGUUUCCCGUAUUAGAAAAUGGAUCUUGUAGUCAUAUUGGGGCUUUACUUGUCAUUCUUGCAUAGAAUCAUAGUGCUUCACGGAAUAGCGACUUUAGUGACUACCGGAACAUUU
Dissoconium aciculare CBS 342.82 is the source of this 4179-nucleotide messenger RNA. Its product is annotated as WD40 repeat-like protein. The transcript has a single exon. Lineage: Eukaryota; Fungi; Ascomycota; Dothideomycetes; Mycosphaerellales; Dissoconiaceae. The coding region runs from base 286 to 4044 and encodes 1252 amino acids. Gene Ontology annotation, molecular function: protein binding. The record is from RefSeq and is a predicted model, not a curated record. Gene Ontology annotation, biological process: positive regulation of TOR signaling.